UGGACCCCCCCUUUUCCCGGACCCCCAACCUGACUCUUGCCUCCAGGCCCCUCUGCCUUACUCUGGGGAAAGAGCCAGGAUCGCGUCCCCCCCAACCGAAGACAAGAAAGGAUAUGGGGCAGGAGAGAGCCGUAAAUCCCAAUUUUAUUUUUUAAGGUCCCCAUCCUGCGCAUCGGAAACACCCGCCCCCCGGAAAAACCCCUCUCGGCUGCCGCUGCUCCCCCCGCCUCCCCGGAUUAUGCUGGUCGCUCCCUCCCUCUGCUCCAUCGUGUGGCUGAGUCGCGGGUUCAAGUUGCGGGAGCGCGGCUGCACUUAAGGGGCUGGCCGGGCGCUGCGCCGACGCCGCCCGGCGCCUCCUCGCUCCGACCCCCGGACCCCCCAGACCCAUGCGGAGCCCCCAGGGAGCGUAGCGGAGAGGGGCGCCUUUCCUCAUCCCUCUGCGGAGCGCUUUCCUCCGCUCGCUCCUCCCGGGAAGCAUGGGCAGCGCCGACGGCUUCCAGUACCGGGCCUUGUACCCGUACCGCAAGGAGCGGGAGGCCGACAUUGACCUGCUCCCCGGAGACACCCUGGUGGUCAGCAAGGGGGCGCUGCAGGCGCUGGGGUUCAAGGAGGGCGACGAGCAGACCCCCCACCAGAUCGGCUGGAUCCUGGGGGUCAACGAGCGGACCAAGCAGAAAGGCGACUUCCCCGGGACCUACGUGGAGUACGUGGGGCCGGUCAAGAUACCCCUGCCGCCCCACCGGCCCCGGGGGAUCAGGCCCCUGCCGGCCGCCCCAGCGUCAAAAGAGGAAGCAGGACUGGCUCUCCCCGAACUCUCUGAGCAGUUUGCUCCCCCCGAGGUGGCGCCCCCCCUGCUGUGCAGGCUGGUGGACGCCAUUGAGAAGAAAGGGCUGGACAGCGCAUCUCUCUAUCGGACGUCCUGCUCACAGCUGAGGCUGGGAGCUGACUGGGCUGCGUCCGGCGACUUGGACGCCUUCGAUCUCCCGUCUCUGGGAGAGGCUCUCAAGGGGUACCUGCAAGACCUGCCCACCCCGGUGGUCCCGCCCGGACUCGGGUGCGAAAUCCUGCGCAUCCUCCAGGACGCGCCCCCACUGGACUCCGGCCGGCAGCAUCUCCUGUCUCUCCUGGCGCCGCCCGCCAUGCCCCUGGCACACCUGCUGACGCUGCAGUUCCUCCUGCGCCACUGGGCCAAGGUGGCCGAGCAGGCCGAGCGCAACGGGCUGGGGCCCCGGGCCCUGGGGGAGCUCUUUGGGGGCCUGGUCCUGCGGGGGGCGCCGGCCGCCAGUGCUGAGGGGACCCCAGAUUUCUCUGCCCUUUUCCUGGAGCUGCUCCUGGAGGCGAAAGACCCCGAGGCUGAUCUGCCCCCGCCAGCCCUGCCCCCCAAACCCAAGCCGGCAGCCUCAGCCCCCCUGGCCAACGGGAACGGCACCACCCUCCAGGACGCCGAGUGGUAUUGGGGCGACAUUUCCAGGGAGGAAGUGAACGAGAAGCUCAGGGACACCCCAGACGGGACCUUCCUGGUCCGGGACGCAUCCAGCAAAAUCCAGGGCGAAUACACGCUGACGCUCAGGAAGGGCGGGAACAACAAGCUGAUCAAGAUCUUCCACCGCGAAGGGAAGUACGGCUUUUCGGAGCCGCUGACCUUUGGCUCGGUGGUGGAGCUGAUCACCCACUACCGGCACGAGUCCCUGGCCCAGUACAACGCCAAGCUGGACACCCGACUCCUCUACCCCAUCUCCAAGUACCAGCAGGACCAAGUGGUGAAGGAGGACAGCGUGGAGGCCGUCGGGGAGCAGCUGAAAGUCUACCACCAGCAGUACCAGGACAAGAGCCGGGAGUAUGACCUGCUCUACGAGGAAUACACCCGCACCUCCCAGGAGCUGCAGAUGAAGCGGACGGCCAUUGAGGCCUUCAACGAGACCAUCAAGAUCUUUGAGGAGCAGUGCCAGACGCAGGAGAAGUGCAGCCGCGAUUACAUCGAGCGCUUCCGCAGGGAGGGGAACGACAAGGAGAUCCAGCGAAUCCUGAUGAACUCGGAGAAGCUGAAAUCUCGCGUUGCCGAAAUCCACGACAGCAAAAUGCAGCUGGAGGAGGACCUGAAGCAGCAAGCGUCCGAGAACCGGGAAAUUGACAAGCGCAUGAACAGCCUCAAGCCGGACCUCCUGCAGCUGCGGAAACUGCGCGACCAAUACUUGGUGUGGCUGACCCAAAAGGGGACGCGGCAGAAGCAGAUCAACGAGUGGCUGGGGAUCAAGAACGAGACGGAGGACCACUACUCCAUGAUGGAGGACGAGGAGGAGCUCCCUCACCACGAGGAGCGGACGUGGUACGUGGGCAAGAUCAACCGCACGCAGGCCGAGGAGAUGCUGGCCGGCAAGAGGGACGGCACCUUCCUCAUCCGGGAGAGCAGCCAGCGCGGCUGCUACGCCUGCUCCGUCGUGGUCGACGGCGACACCAAGCACUGCGUCAUCUACAAGACGGCCACCGGGUUCGGUUUUGCGGAGCCCUACAACCUCUACGCCUCCCUCAAGGAACUGGUCCUCCACUACAAACACACCUCGCUGGUGCAACACAACGACUCGCUCAACGUCACCCUGGCCUACCCCAUUUUCCCGCUGCCCCCCAGAUGAAGGCCGGGUUGGGGGGCUCUCUGCUCCACGAAAUUCCCCCUCCCCGAAAAACUGCCCCUUUCCCCCUCUCUAUACCUCCUCUCCCUUUCGCCCCCAAACCCCAAUAUAUAUAUAUAUAUAUAUAUAUUUCAAUUAUUUUCCUUUGCAACAGCAUUCGGGGGCUGUUUUCCUUUCCAACUUUCCCCUUUCUUUUUGGUGCUAGCAAUGCUUUCUCCACUGGGGGGGGCAGCGACUUUCCUAAAGCUUUUUCAGGUCCCCCCCUCCUAAAAAAACAACCAACGCUCCUUAUCUGUGAAGGACGGGCACAGAUCUUAUUUUUCUUGGCAGAGACAAAUCUGGUACUCGCUGUUCCCGUGGGGACAAUUUGGCUCCUUUUGUUUCGCAGGGGGGCACUCCUAUUUUUAAUUUUAUUUUUUACGCCGCCCCCCAGCCCUCCGCACUCGCCCCCCCCCAGCCCAACAGUGUUGGGUCUCCUAUGCAGAAUUAUGUUUCGUUUCUUCUUAAAUAUGCAAAAAAGAGAGAGAGAGGAAAACAAGCCCUCUUGCAGCCAUCUCCUAUCUCUCAAGUUAUUUUACCAGCUGCUGGGCAGGGAAAUAGAACCUAACCCCCCCCCCAAAAAAAAUCCCACUCACUUCCGUGUCUCUGCCUCGGUUUGCCACGGUUGUAAAAUGGGCGCAGGUUUUGCGUCCCCCGUGAGGCUUCCUUUUCCUGUGCCAGGAAAAAGUCUGGGGCGUUCUUGGGGUCCCCCCUUUCUCCUCUUUCCGUGUAAAGCCAUUUGUUGCCCCCCACCAAGCCAAGGGGGCGGAUAACGGGGGUAACAGGAACAAGCCAAUCUCUCCCCUUCCUAAAAUCGGGGUUCCCGUUUGCACACCCCAUGUGUGCCUGCUCUCUGCACCCCAAAGCCUGGAGCGGGGGGGCUUGCAAAAUCCUUUUUUCCUCCCCCCCGAAAAAGAGCCAUUUGAACACUACAAAUCUCCCCCCUCCCCUUGCGUAACAUGGGUUGUGUUUUGUGCGUGCGACAGGCCUUGUUCGGGUCCGCCAUUCGAACCCAGGACCGGUUCCUUUUUGUCUUCCUAGCAGGAAGCCCCUUAGGAUCUCCCCCCCCCAAGAAAUGCUCUCUUCCUCUCCCCCCAAAAAAUAAAAUCCAUAUUUUGGCACCCUACCAAAUAUGUGUGUGAGAGAGAGCUAGGGUUAUAACUUUUUGACAACCUCGCAGCUCAGCCGGAUGAACUUUUGCCUAAAAGCGAACCGUCUUGCCAUUUCCAAAUCUUUGGGGGAAAGGUUAUUUCUCUAAAUCAAGAAAUCAAUAAAUCGAUUUUUGCCCAGGGGACCGUAUAAUGCAUUUUGUAAUGUAUGCACAGCAUACAGGAAAAACAGAGCUUGCAAAUUUAAUUUAAUUUUCUUCGUUCAGAGCUUGCAAACUUCCGAAUACUUGUGCAUUGUUUUGUACAUUGCACACCCCUUAUUGCUUUGAAUAAAUCGAAGUGGCGGC
Messenger RNA from Podarcis muralis (Common wall lizard), 4122 nucleotides. RefSeq names its product phosphoinositide-3-kinase regulatory subunit 2 (gene PIK3R2). The record is from RefSeq and is a predicted model, not a curated record. Lineage: Eukaryota; Metazoa; Chordata; Lepidosauria; Squamata; Lacertidae. Gene Ontology annotation, molecular function: protein binding; 1-phosphatidylinositol-3-kinase regulator activity. Gene Ontology annotation, biological process: phosphatidylinositol phosphate biosynthetic process; insulin receptor signaling pathway. Gene Ontology annotation, cellular component: phosphatidylinositol 3-kinase complex.